GCGCGCAUGCCUUUUUCAAGGUGGAUUAAGCCGCUGUAGGAGGAUCACAGAAUUACCACGGAGCGACACGUUUGCUUUUUUCCUUGUGGACAAAAGAGCCUCAGUACAGCCGAAGGAGGAAGGAAAGGACCAUUCCUUUCAAAUUUGGAGCGUUGAUGGAAUGGGACCGACUGAGGACGAGAGAACGCUGCAGGCAUGUCAUAUGGCUUAAGAGUGACAAGUCAGACUGAACUUUGCUUGUUUGGUUAUGUGUGCACAUGAAGUGUGAGAUACACCAUGGGAGCGGUGCUAAGCUGGUUUUCGACUCACGUUUACUUCUUGGUGCUGGAUACAGCUUGCACAUUGAUCCACAGAAAACCAAAAGAAUGCCUCGAAGGACGCCCUCAACGAUGUCAAGGAUGUGGAAGAGAUGAUGCCGGCUUAGUUGACAAAGUCUUCGAAGUGAGCCCGAAAAGAACGACGGGAGGCUACGCUCGGGGACCCCGGAGCGACUCGAGGACGACUCGCACGCAUUCGAUUUCAGAUCUUCGUCAGGAGUCGGAUGAUUCUCUGGAUGCCCUGGUGGGACUCGAGAACGUCCACGAACACUUCUGCCCCCUUCAAAGUAAAAGCAGAAGGCUGAAAGCACUUUCGCUUCAGCACAACAACCGGAGGAAGGUCUUUGCCACGCGCGGGCUCACAAAACGCAAGAACAACUCGGGCCAUUCUGCUCCUCCUUUCAAGUUCGGCACCGGAGACUCGUGUUCGAUCGAUGACCGAGGCUUUCCGAAAGCAGAGAACAAGACCAAAUCGGCACGAAAGCAACAGCAAUCAAGUCGCGAUGGAGUUUGCGUUGACGUCGGUGAAAAAAUGGAGCCAAAUGGAAACAAAGCCGCGACCUUGAAGGCAAAGCCCAGAGUUCCCGCCGCACCCGAUGAGGAUUUUUUCUCUUCUUCUCGAUGGCUCAAGGAUCACGCUUUCUCCCGGAGCACCCCGAUUGGUCUGGAUUGUCUAGGCCGGAGAAGGCGCUUCUCAAACUUUUCGCCUCUGCCCGAUGGGGGCUCCCACAAGUCCAGGUCCGGAGAAGAGCUGGGCAGCGAGGAAGACUUGCUGUACGAAGACUUCUGCGCUUCCGCUCACUGUUUCGGACAUCCGGGAGGAGGCGGCGGGGAGCAGCUGGCUGUCAAUGAGCUCAUCGGCGACGGCAACGUGGUGUACGCCGAGGCGCUCUGGGAUCACGUCACCAUGGACGAGCGAGAGCUCGGCUUCAAGGCCGGCGACGUCAUCCAAGUGGUGGACGCCACCAACAAGGAGUGGUGGUGGGGCCGCAUCGGAGACAAUGAGGGAUGGUUUCCGGCCUGCUUUGUUCGGUUGCGCGUGAACCAGGACGAGCCCGCAGAGGACUUGAACGCCCACCUGGAGACGGACGAACGGGCCGGGGCCAAAGAAUGGCCGGGACUCGGAUCGUACUCGGGACCCGGGCUGCCCGGCAAGGAGCAGAUGAGGGCCAACGUCAUCAAAGAGAUCAUGAGCACGGAGCGAGAUUACAUCAACCACCUGAAGGACAUCUGCGAGGGUUACAUCAAGCAGUGCCGCAGGAGGACGGACAUGUUUACGGAGGAGCAGCUUUGCAGCAUCUUCGGCAACGUGGAAGAGAUCUACAAGUUCCAGAGAAAGUUCCUGCGGAUCCUGGAGAAGAAGUACGACAAGGAGCAACCCCACCUGAGCGAGAUCGGCCGCUGCUUCCUGGAAGGCCAAGUCCAUUUUCAGAUCUACUCCGAGUACUGCAACAACCACCCCAACGCCUGCGUCCAGCUCUCCUCGCUCACGAAGGCCAGCAAGUACGUGUUGUUCUUCGAGGCCUGUCGACUCCUGCGGAAGAUGAUCGACAUUUCCCUGGACGGCUUCUUGCUGACGCCGGUUCAGAAGAUCUGCAAGUAUCCCUUGCAGCUGGCCGAGCUGCUCAAGUACACCAACCCGGGGCACAGGGAGUACCGGGACGUGGAGGCCGCCCUGGACGCCAUGAGGAACGUGGCCAGGCUCAUCAACGAAAGGAAGCGGCGCCUGGAGAAUCUGGAAAAGAUCGCCCGCUGGCAGGGCUCCAUCGAGGGCUGGGAGGGUGCCGACGUGUUGAGCAGGAGCUCCCAUCUCAUCUUCUCGGGAGAGUUGACCAAAGUGUCUCCGCCGCACGCCAGGAGUCAACAGAGAAUGUUUUUCCUCUUUGACCAUCAGAUCGUCUAUUGCAAAAAGGAUCUCCUGCGCCGCGACACGCUCUAUUACAAAGGCCGCCUGGACACGGACCGCAUGGAGAUCACAGACGUCCAGGACGGCAAAGAGAAUCACUUGAACGUCAGCGUGAAAAACACGCUGCGGCUGCGAUCGCCGUCCGGCGAGGAGGUGCACCUCCUGUGCGCCAAGAAGCCCGAGCAGAAACAGCGCUGGCUUCGAGCCUUCGCCGAAGAGAGGAGGCGAGUCCGGUCCGACCGGGAGACAGGUUUCGCGCUCACCGAAGAGCAGAAAAAACAGGCCAUCGCCAACGCCUGCAAAAGCCGCCCGGCCGGCAAACCCAAAGCGGCGAGCAGAGCGUACUGCGACUUUGUGCUGAGAGCGAAAGAGCCGGCCCUCGCCGCGGCCUUGCCGCCGCAGCGCGUCUUCAUGCUGGAGGAACCCAAGCGCAAAGCCUCUGCCUUCUGGCACAACAUCAGCAGACUGACGCCCUUCAAGAAGUGAUACGCAAGGGAAGCCGUCUUGCUUCUUUGCCUGCCCUCGAGGAAACGUGGACAGUU
Hippocampus comes (tiger tail seahorse) is the source of this 2765-nucleotide messenger RNA. It is a transcript of the gene arhgef4, whose product is annotated as Rho guanine nucleotide exchange factor (GEF) 4. Lineage: Eukaryota; Metazoa; Chordata; Actinopteri; Syngnathiformes; Syngnathidae. Gene Ontology annotation, molecular function: protein binding; guanyl-nucleotide exchange factor activity. The transcript has 13 exons. Gene Ontology annotation, biological process: intracellular signal transduction. Bases 277 to 2709 code for a protein of 810 amino acids. The record is from RefSeq and is a predicted model, not a curated record.